Messenger RNA from Dothidotthia symphoricarpi CBS 119687, 1023 nucleotides. Its product is annotated as ribosomal protein S4e. Bases 27 to 815 code for a protein of 262 amino acids. The transcript has 4 exons. Gene Ontology annotation, molecular function: structural constituent of ribosome; RNA binding. Gene Ontology annotation, biological process: translation. NCBI's taxonomy places the organism in Eukaryota, Fungi, Ascomycota, Dothideomycetes, Pleosporales, Dothidotthiaceae. Gene Ontology annotation, cellular component: cytosolic small ribosomal subunit; ribosome. The record is from RefSeq and is a predicted model, not a curated record.
ACGACUAACCCUGCACAUCAGUCAAAAUGGGACGUGGACCAAAGAAGCACCAGAAGCGCCUCAGCGCGCCCUCGCACUGGCUUCUGGACAAGCUGUCCGGUGCCUACGCCCCCAAGGCGUCGCCCGGUCCUCACAAGCUCCGCGACUCGCUGCCUCUGAUCAUCUUCCUCCGCAACCGUCUGAAGUAUGCGCUCAACGCCCGCGAGGUCAAGGCCAUCCUCAUGCAGCGUCUUGUCAAGGUCGACGGCAAGGUCCGCACCGACUCUACCUUCCCCACCGGGUUGAUGGACGUCAUCUCCAUCGAGAAGACUGGCGAGAACUUCCGCCUCAUCUACGACACCAAGGGCCGCUUCACCGUCCACAGGAUAACUGAGGAGGAGUCACAAUACAAGCUCGGCAAGGUCAAGCGUGUCCAGCUCGGCAAGGGCGGCAUUCCCUACUUGGUUACGCACGAUGCGCGAACGAUCCGCUACCCCGACCCGACCAUCAAGGUCAACGACACCGUCAAGAUCGACCUCUCCACAGGCAAGAUCUCCGACUUCAUCACGUUCGACACUGGUGUGAUCGUCAUGGUCACUGGUGGUCGUAACAUGGGUCGUGUUGGUGUCAUCUCCCACCGUGAGCGUCACGACGGAGGCUUCAACAUUGUCCACCUUAAGGAUGCUGUUGACAACGAGUUCACCACUCGUGAGACCAACGUCAUUGUCAUCGGCAAGGAGAAGCCAUGGAUUUCUCUGCCCAAGGGCAAGGGCGUUAAGCUCUCGAUCGCUGAUGAGCGUGACCGCCGCAGGGCGUACGCCGUUGCCGGCCACUAAGCGUGCAGGCAAGAGGGGCAGUUUGUAGCAGUAGCAUAUGAGGUUCCAUGACCGUAUGAGGUGCGGUGCAGGACUCUGAUUCAAAAACCAGGCGUUGGUCACUUGCGGGGAAGAUUAACGGGUCUGGGGCAUCUGCAUUUCAUAUGAAUACCAAAUGAGAAUCAAACAAAUGAACACUUCAACUGCCGUUUUGAUGAUAGCGAUGUGU